Messenger RNA from Dermatophagoides farinae (American house dust mite), 1154 nucleotides. RefSeq lists its product as uncharacterized. Lineage: Eukaryota; Metazoa; Arthropoda; Arachnida; Sarcoptiformes; Pyroglyphidae. The record is from RefSeq and is a predicted model, not a curated record.
CACCAUAAUAAUAACAAUGGCCAUAAUCAUGAUGAUGAUGAUGAUGAUGAUUCAUAUAAAUCAUUUUUAAUCGAAAUUCUUCCAUUCACCAUAUGGAAUCCGAUUGCCAUAAAAUUAACCGAAAAAUAUCAUCCAAAUAGUAUUGAAAAAUAUUUUUCAUUGAUCAAGAAACAAAUCGAUAAUGAAAACAAUGGUGGUGUUGGUGGUGAUGGUGGUGGUUAUAUUGAUCUUAUUCGGCAAUUUAAUCAUUCACUUUAUCCAAGUAUAAUUGGUUCAAAUGAUGAUCGUUUCAAUCUAAUCAGAUUUGAUGAUAAAAUCAAUCAAAUUCAUCAAGAUUAUUAUCGUCAUUUAUUGAGAAAACAAUCGAUUGAACAUUUGAAACGAAUUAAAAUGCAGAAACUUCAAACAAUCAUUGAUUUAACGAAUAAAUGUUUGAAUAAUCAAUCCAUACAAUCGAAUGUAAUGGCAAUACUUGAUGAAAAACAAUGCCAAUAUGAAGUGGCUAAACAAAAACUUGACAAACAAAAAGAAUUGGAAAAUGUUCGUCAAUUAUUGAUGAAAUCAAACGAUGAUCAGAAUCAGAAUCAUGAUAUUCAUCAACAAUAUCGUACAAUAACAGUCGAAAAUCAAUUAUUAUUGAGAAAAAUUAACAAGUUCACAGAGAUAAAACAGCAAUUACAACGAAUGGAUUGUAAAAAGAUUGAUCGAAUCAGACAUUUGACGCGUAAUAUUUAUUUUAUGGAAAAAUUGUCAUCUACAUCGAUACCAUCACCAAUCAUUAGUAAUCAACAGCAGCAGCAGCAGCAGCCACAACAACAACAACAACAACAACAAAUGGCCAUGAAUUCAAUAAGUCCAUUUUUUUGUGAUCAUCAUGUAAUAUCACCAGCCCUUAUGUUCAAUAAUGAUGAUGAUAAUGAUUACUGUGAUGAUGGAGAUGUCUCUGAUAUAAGUCUUAGUUUUAAUGCACAAUUAAAAUUUUAACAACAUUCCAUACACACACUUGGAGCCAGUAAUUAUAAUUGCAAUUCUUUAAACCCAUUGUGUAUUAUGAUUAUCCGAAUUUUUGUCAUUCGAAUUCCAUUAAUGAUGGACGAAACUAUCGAAUCGAAUGAUAAUAAUAAUAAUAAUAAAUAAUUAUCGUUUGAUAUCAA